CAGCCGACUAGACCUCAGGCUGAGCACACACCAACGGGCGCCAUGCACUACCCAUGGACCGACAGCUAGCCCGCUGAAGUCCUCGACCAAGCCCGAAAUGCUCGGUCCAGGGCGCACGUUGGUGCAUUGUUUCACUGAUACAAGGUAUGGAAAGGCAGCAGAUACGUUAAAAUGGCGGGGUUUUGAGUCUAACUUUUCCGUCUCGCUCGGUGUGGCGUGGCAGAGGAUCGUUUCCAAAGUUGUCGGUUAGCAGGGCGCGUGUGAAGCAUCGGAAUUAAAGGCGCAGUGCACCCCGUUUGAUACCGCAAAAAUGGAGCAAAGUGACUUGGACCGAGACCAGCAGUACUGUGAACUUUGUGGGAAAAUGGACGACCUCCUCAAAUGCGGUAGGUGCCGCAGCUCCUUUUACUGUAGUAAGGAGCACCAGAAACAGCACUGGAGGAAACACAAGCUCACCUGUAAGGAGACUGACAAGGCGCAGCUACCCAAACAGAAGCCCGAGCAAUCGCCGCCGCCGCCGCCGCCGCUACCGCCGGCGGACGUCCAGGCACCGGAGAAACACCGGGAAGAGACCGGUCCCGAGCAGACGGACAGCGCAGCCGUACCACAGACCGCGAACACGGAGGUCCCGGGGGAUGAAGACGGACGGAGAGAGGAGAGGUCCAUGAACACCCCCACACCUAACGGGCAGACCAGCUCAUCCCCACGGAAACUCUCCGUGGAGUACAUCGUCCCGUGCAUGAACAAGCACGGCAUCUGCGUGGUGGACAACUUUUUAGGAGCUGAAAUCGGAUUGGGCAUUUUGGAUAAUGUCCAAGCACUGCAAAAGACGGGAAAGUUCACGGACGGACAGUUGGUCAGUCAAAAGAGCGACUCCACUAAAGACAUACGAGGAGACAAAAUCACGUGGAUCGAGGGGAGGGAGGCCGGCUGCGAGAAGAUCCGCAUCCUAAUGAGCCGCAUGGACGACCUGAUCAGACACUGCAACGGGAAACUGGGAAACUACAAAAUAAACGGAAGGACAAAAGCAAUGGUGGCGUGUUACCCCGGAAAGGGUACAGGAUACGUGCGCCAUGUGGAUAACCCCAACGGCGACGGGCGAUGUGUCACAUGCAUAUAUUACCUUAAUAAAGAUUGGACUGCUAAGGAACACGGUGGCCUUCUUCGAAUCUUCCCAGAAGGGAAAGCGCAGUUUGCCGACAUAGAGCCCCAAUUCGACCGUCUGCUGCUGUUCUGGUCCGACAGACGGAACCCUCACGAGGUUCAGCCCGCCUUCGCCACCAGGUAUGCCAUCACCGUGUGGUAUUUUGACGCGGACGAGCGAGCCAGAGCUAAAGAGAAAUACUUAACGGGAGAAAAAGGAGAAAAGGUUGAGCUUGACAAAGCAUCGGAUCCCAGCUAGUGCGCGGCCCCUGUCCCCCUCCAAACAGCCUUUUAAGUGCUCGGUCCUGAGAAAGGGGCCUACAGAGAGCAUGUGUGAGCGUUUUACAUGGCAAAGCAGAAGACUUUUUUGUGUGAGUCCAUUCAUAUGGACACGAAACAAACAUAAACAGGGAUUUUUGUUAGUUUUCAGAAAACCGGAGAAGCCCAGAGGACCUUGAAUGUCAUGACAUUGUACCGAAAGGGAUCGUUUCUGUUUUUUUUCCCUUUUCACCUCUUGGGUGAAGGCUGGAAAGCCUUAGCGUUGACAUUUUCGAAAAAACAACAGGAAUUAAACUCACAGAGAAUCUA
Messenger RNA from Pungitius pungitius (ninespine stickleback), 1731 nucleotides. RefSeq names its product egl-9 family hypoxia-inducible factor 1a (gene egln1a). Gene Ontology annotation, molecular function: L-ascorbic acid binding; peptidyl-proline 4-dioxygenase activity; ferrous iron binding. Bases 311 to 1402 code for a protein of 363 amino acids. NCBI's taxonomy places the organism in Eukaryota, Metazoa, Chordata, Actinopteri, Perciformes, Gasterosteidae. The record is from RefSeq and is a predicted model, not a curated record. Gene Ontology annotation, biological process: cellular response to hypoxia; peptidyl-proline hydroxylation to 4-hydroxy-L-proline. The transcript is spliced from 5 exons. Gene Ontology annotation, cellular component: cytoplasm; nucleus.